AAAAUUUUGUCACAACACAAUUUAGCCCGCUUAACCAGCAGCAGCAGCAGCAGCAGCCACAUCAUUACAUGUGGCGAACCUUGAGCAUUAUUUGGGUCAGUUGGUAUCAAGUCCCACACGUCGUGCGCAGUACAUUGUUUCAGCCUGUUUACAUUACAAGUCAAGAGAGAUGAGUCAGGCGGAGCAGGUGCCUGAGGAUACGCCUGCAUACCUCAAUGAUGAGCCAUUAGCUGCAGAUAAGAACAAAGACCACCCGGAGACACAGCCGGGCAUGUUUGGCAGGUUGGCGGGGGGCUUGUACGGUGCCACCAGGGGAGCUUUAGGAGCAACCGUGGGUGGUGUGGCCUGGAUUGGAGGAAAGAGCCUGGACCUCACCAAGACCGCUGUGACCUCUGUCGCUGCGGUGCCUGGCAUGGGAGUGGGCCUGGUUAAAGGUGGAGUGUGUGCUGUAGCUGGAGGAGUGACUGCUGUUGGCUCUGCGGUGGUCAGCAAAGUUCCCAUAGGAGGAGGCAAAAAGAAGGACAAGUCUGACUGAUGUGGAGAGGCAGAGCGUGAACGCACAUGGCUCGCACUGUGUUUGCCUGUUUUAACAUUCAUGAGCAGGAAAAGAGCAACAAAGGACUCAAAAGUUUUGUGUGCACAUUUUGGUGAGGGGUCUGUGCUUUGUUUUGUUUUUUUGGGUUUUUUUUUUCUUUAUAUUUUUGUUUUUUGUGUGAUUGAUGGUAAACCCACAUUCAUAUGAGUAUACGGAAAGGACCUACAAAACAAGAACGAACAAGGACUCUCCUGCUCUGUUGUUAAAGGAAAACAAUUAUCACCCGUGCCUGAAAUUGUUCAAAUAAAAUGUCCAUGCUUCAUUUUUGAAAAGAAGCCACAACAUUGUUUUCUCACUGCAAACAAACACUUGUCACAUACGUUAACUCUAGAACCGGAGGAGGAAAGGUCCGAGUGUAAAUGCACUUAAAUUUCACUUGCAAGACAAUCAUUGAUCAAUAACUGACGAGAAGGUGUUUCCUGGGGAUUGGGGAAGUAUUUCACCGUCAACUGACAAACACAUGGGUCAGAAAAUGCGUAAUGUGAUUAAAUCACCUUCCUGUUCACUUAAUCGCCUUAGUUCAGCAUUUGCAAAUGAACAGAAGUGACCGAUCAAAGAUGUGAUGUUAAAGGUACAGUCCAGUUUAAUAGCUCACCUGCUUGCUGGCUGUGGAUAUUUCACUGGUGAAUUUUGCUACAGUUCAAAUUUUCCUCUGAAGUUACAUCACCCUCUGGUGGCUAUAUUCUCAGCUCAGUGAAAGGCAACUCAUACUUUUGAUACUGAAUCUGAUUUACUUGCAAUAAAUACUGUGUCACAAUAUAGGAGUAUUUUCAUUUGAUUGUAUAGAUGACACUUCUUCUGACUAAAUCUAUAUUUUGAUAGUUUCUGUGACGUUGCUUAAUGUCACUAUCAAAUCAAAGUACAUGACAUAUGUAACAUCUCUCCUUGGAAAAAUGAAGCUGCCACUUUGGACACAGAUGCUUCAUAAUGGCAUGAAUCUCUCCCACUUAACCAAAGCAUGACAGCUUGGUUCUAAAGUAAAGCGCCUCCACAUUGUGUUUGCCAUUGUAGGAAUCUGAUGGCUGGUCUCCCUGACAUUACGUUCAGAACUUCAUGUGUUAUGUACAUUUUUAAGAUGACAAAUCUGUAGAAGUACAUUUAAUUAAAAACAGGCAUUUUUGUAAAUCUAUCUUUUAAUUAUAAAAUGCCAUUUGAGCCAUGUAUAAUGCAAAACAAACAUUUCAAAGCUUUUAUCAGUGUUACAGAUUGUUUGGACGUUUGCUGAACAAUGAGAAUUUAUUGAAACAUGGUGAUAGUGUAUUCAAAACUUGUUUAAAUAAAACAUGCUGAAGAUUGUCUAUGUAUUGUGUUCCAU
Molecule: messenger RNA, 1910 nt
Organism: Chelmon rostratus (copperband butterflyfish)
Lineage: Eukaryota; Metazoa; Chordata; Actinopteri; Chaetodontiformes; Chaetodontidae
Gene: tmem263
Product: transmembrane protein 263
Exons: 3
Coding region: 170-535 (121 amino acids)
Source: RefSeq, a predicted model, not a curated record